AGGUUCCGUCUUCCUACAUAAAUGCAACAUUUUGUAUGUUUAUGAAAUGCAAAAUAGUUUACAAGUGGUUUGACCGCGCAGGUCGCCAGGAAGGCUUGCUUUGAAAUAAAUCGCCACACACCUCCCAAGCCGCCCCUCUCUGUUCUGCGUCACAUGCGGCGCAUCCUCACAGAAACCGAGCGGAACCACUUCUAUUCUGACCUGGAUUACGGAACGCUCAGCUGAGCGGAGAAGACACGACCGCAGCAUCCCUGUAUUCUUAGCGUGAACGUCUGCCCAACUAUCCGCCCACGCUCAUGUGUCACGCAGAGCUCGAUAGAAGAUAAAGCAGGCAUGGAUGUUCUGCCUUGACCACGUCCGGAUGGAGUCAGGAGAACAAGGCUGAAGCGGAGCCGCUGCGCUGGACGAACAGCGGUAGACUUCAGUGAUCCGAGAACCCUGGGUUUCAUCUUCAUCAUCUUCCUCACUGCCGGAGACAGGGGACCAACUCCCUGCUGAGACUCUCCUAUUCCAUGGAUCUGGUACACGCAGGUUAGGGAAGGGCGUGGCGCAGUGGUUCUCAGUUCACAGCUCAAGUGCAACUUUGAUAAAGCUGAUGGAUCUAAAGAGAGUGCUGUCCUUCCCUCCAUACCCUAGGGAAUAUCUACAUCCUGUGGUGUAUGCCUGUACUGCCGUCAUGCUGCUGUGUUUACUUGUCUCCAUCGUGACUUACAUUGUACACCACAGUGUCAUCCGCAUCAGCAGGAAGGGCUGGCACACCCUCCUCAAUUUCCUCUUUCACACAGGCCUGACAUUUGGGGUGUUUGCUGGAGGCAUCAAUCAGAUCCACUUUCCUUUGGUUUGUCAGAUUGUCGGCAUUGUACUCCAUUAUGCUUCAUUAUCCACCAUGAUGUGGCUGGCAUUUACUGCAAGAAACAUUUGUAAAGAUGUGUGCAAAGAGCCACUUCACGCCCAGGGCAGGAGUGGUCCAGUCCAGAAAGGUUCCAAACCAAACAUCCUGAGAUUUUAUCUUGUGAGCGAUGGAGUACCUCUGAUAGUUGUAGUCAUUACGGCUGUGUUUGGCAUGGAUAACUAUGGCAGCAGAGACGGAGCAUUAUACUGCUGGAUGGCAUGGGAACCUAGUCUGGGAGGCUUUUAUGCACCAGUAGGUCUUCUGGUCUUAGUCAUGUCUUUGUACUUGUUGAUUACCUACAUCCAGCUGAAGCGCCACCCAGAGAGAAAGUAUGAACUGCGCCUUCUAAGAGAGGAUCAGCAGAUGUUGUCGUCCAGUGAGUCAAACCAUCAUUCUCAAAGUGGCAGUGGUGGAGCUUCAGUGUCUGCUGGAGACUGUCUGCCAUUUUCUACUGGUGCAUCUGUACUGGCUAAUGAACACUCUUUUAAAUCCCAACUACGCGCCACCAUCUUCACACUGUUUUUGUUCCUGGCAACCUGGGCUUUAGGAGCAUUGGCCGUAUCACAGGGACAUUUUCUGGAUAUGAUUUUCAGCUGCCUCUAUGGGGCUUUUUGUGUCACUCUGGGCCUCUUCCUUCUCAUCCAGCAUUGUGCCAAACGGGAUGAUGUGUGGAAUCGUUGGUGGGUUUGUUGCCCAUCUAAAUCAAAGAUAGAAAAUGUAAAUACUGAUGGACAGAGUCAGAUGCAACAACUCCAUCAACCACACUGCCACUUGAGCUCUCCGUGUUCAGGCAAGCAACCACUGCUUUCAUCGCACCUCUUACAGGGUUCUUCAGACAAAAUGACACCACCUCCUCCUCAAAGCCCAACUCCAAGUAACACAGGUCCAUGUUGUGUGGCUGUAAUGAGUCCAGCAUCCCCUAUCCCAUCUCUCAUUGAGCCAGAGUUCUCACCACGUCCUCAUUCACUUCCAGAUGAGCUCCCUCGGCCAACUCUUCCCCUACAGAGAUGCCUUACUGAGAGAGCAAAGUCACGCUCCUUCAACCGCCCACGACCAUGCCUCCAAGACUACCGCUCAAAUAUGGCUUCACUGAGUAUGGAUGGAAGUGUGCACAGCUCCCACAGGGACAGCUCUCAGCCUGCACAGCAUCUAGAAGGAACACCGUUAGUUUCCAACAGCCCACUUCCAGAUCAUCAGCUUCUUUGUCCUAGUCCCCACUUGGAUAAGCAGAUGGCUCCCUGCCACACCUUUCAACGCCAAAUCUCCUGCCAGAGUAUACAAGACCCAGUGACUUCCUGUCACGGCCAUGUUCACAACAUGCAUGACAGCAUAACUUCCUAUCACAGCCUCCUCCUGCCUUCUCAAGGGGUCCAUUCUUGCCAGUGGCAUAUGUAUGGUUCAGCUACUCCCUCUGCUAAUGCAACCUGCUGUGAAAAACUUGAUUCAUUUGCCUUGCAAUGUGAGCAAGACCCCAAAACAUACAGCUGCACAUUAAAGACAGAAGAUGAAGACACAGAGAUCCAUUCUUUGGACAUAGAGCAGAGAGGCUUUCCAAGGAAUACUCUGCCUCGACAGCAUUCCAAAGUUAGCCGCCGAGGAGUCAUUGGUCGAAACAGAAGUUUGCAAGAAGAUGGCCUGUUUGGCUCAGAUGCUACAGGAAAUAUUCGGACUGGCCCUUGGAAGAAUGAAACCACAGUUUAGAUGGGAUGUCAGUUUAGCCUUCCAAUAACUCUGUCUUUAUAGAUGACUUGUAUGUGGUUUGGUUUUUAUGCUGUACCCUAAAAUAACCUCAAUGAGUCCUUACAUAAUUUAGGACUACAUUAAGUUGUGAAAUAAAUAUUUUUUAGUUAUAUUUGAUUAUCAACUUAGUUUAACUACAGGUGAAUCCACAUAAUGCUUUAAAUCUGCAAGGAAUAUUUCAUGAAUAUUCACGGGCAUAGUGGUUCUUUAAUUAGAAAUGUGAGUGAAAAGAAAGGGGCCAAGAGUUUAAACCACAUCAAUUCUACUUAGAUGUUUCAUGUUAAUUUCUAUAAAUUGUUUUAUAUUAAUCUAAAAUGUUUGUAUCUAGAAAAAUUAAGAUACCAGCACUCACUGAACUUGGCAUAGGAACACAGACCAGGUACAAAAUAUGACUAGAGCCCCUGAUUUUCUUGAAAAGAGGACUUGGCCUCUUGACUUCAUAUGCAUGAAAAAGCUUCCAAUAACUCUUUUUAGAUACAAUUGUCUCAAAGAAUCAAACCCCUCCCAACCAGAAUAGCAGGGAUCUCCCUCGAACUGCUCAGUGUCUAAGAUACAUACUCUGGGUAUGGGUGCUAAUGCAAAAGAAUUUUGAAAAUUUUCUUUCCUGCCUUUGGCUCUGUAGAAAUGACAAUGUAUUAUGUAAAAUUGUCUCGUUUUAGCUUUGUAUCAUGUUAUUCCUGUGAUGGACUGGUGACCUGUCCAGGGUGGCCCCACCUCUCGCCCGUUGAUCGUGGGAGAUGGACACCA
Messenger RNA from Xiphophorus maculatus (southern platyfish), 3379 nucleotides. It is a transcript of the gene adgra1a, whose product is annotated as adhesion G protein-coupled receptor A1-like. Gene Ontology annotation, biological process: G protein-coupled receptor signaling pathway; cell surface receptor signaling pathway. The record is from RefSeq and is a predicted model, not a curated record. Gene Ontology annotation, molecular function: G protein-coupled receptor activity. Gene Ontology annotation, cellular component: glutamatergic synapse; postsynaptic density; plasma membrane. The transcript has 7 exons. The coding region runs from base 596 to 2593 and encodes 665 amino acids. NCBI's taxonomy places the organism in Eukaryota, Metazoa, Chordata, Actinopteri, Cyprinodontiformes, Poeciliidae.